AUGAAGGAUCAGAUCCACCAAAUAAGGGAAAGGAUGAAGGCUGCCCAGGAUAGGCAAAAGAGUUAUGCUGAUCGUCGAAGAAGGACCCUCAAGUUUGAAGUUGGCGACUUGGUCUAUCUUAAAGUAUCGCCCAUGAAAGGAGUCUUUCAGUUUGGAAAGAAAGGGAAGUUAAGUCCAGGAUACGUGAGACAAAAUGAGAUUCUGGAGAAAGUAGGAGUGGUUGCUUACAUGCUGGAUCUUCCCACUAAAUUCCAAGGAAUCCACAAUAUUUUCCAUGUAUCUUCUCUCAAGAAGAGUUUCAAAAAGCAAAUUCCAACCGUUGUUGGCAUUAGGGAUAUUUCACUUCAACCCAACCUAACCUAUGAGAAAGUUCCAAUUUAG
This is a messenger RNA of Juglans microcarpa x Juglans regia, 381 nucleotides long. RefSeq lists its product as uncharacterized. The record is from RefSeq and is a predicted model, not a curated record. Lineage: Eukaryota; Viridiplantae; Streptophyta; Magnoliopsida; Fagales; Juglandaceae. The transcript has a single exon. Bases 1 to 381 code for a protein of 126 amino acids.